AUGGCUACCAAACCAUUUAAAGUGCAUUGCAGAGAUGAUGAUAUUACUACAACUGAGAUUGCACACAAUCAAUCGCAUAACUAUAUUAAAGUUCCAUCUGAUACAUCGUUGGUGGGGCCUGGUAAAUUUGAAGUGAAUUAUACCUAUGGAUAUGGUGCAACCUUUGAUCAAUUAGGUACUUUAGCCGAACAAUCACAAAACUGCUCCCAAUUUAUCGGCUAUGAAUGCCAACGCUCAGUACUUUUGAAUUGGCCUAAAAUGCCUUAUGUUUGGUGGACUUCGCGUUCGGGUACCAGCGUAUUCAGCUGGGGUGGAGCCCCUGCUAAUUCAAGCAUGUGUGACUGCGGUUUAACCGACACUUGCCAUGGUGGAACUGGGACUAGAUGCAAUUGUGACAGUAAUUCCCAUGCCUCGUUAAAAGAUGAAGGAGUUAUCCACGAUCGAAAUUUACUCCCGGUUAAAAAAAUUCAUAUUGGCUAUGAAAGAUUUACGAGUCUUACUCUCAGUUUCUAUAAAUUGGGUCCAUUUAGGUGUGGAGGACAAGGUCGGUGGAAUACAAUAAAUGAUGUCGUCAAUCUUGGCAAUCAAACUCAUAUUGCUCUAUCUGACUGGAAGGACAAGCUGGACUUAGAUAUUAGUUUGAAGUUCAAAACUGUUUUGCCUGAAGCCAUCUUGAUGUACAAUGAUGGAGCUUUAAGUAAUUUUUUUACUCUAUCCUAUACUCCGCAUAAGAUACUGCUGCGAUAUAACUUAAAUCAGGGCAAUAAUACUGUCAGUAUUCUGCAGACGGAAAAUUACCAUGAAGGAUUCGAUGAUAAUGAAUGGCAUAGUGUACGAUUUAGAUUGUUAUAUAACUCAGCUGAGUUACAGGUGGAUAAUUUAAAGAAAGUUUCUGCAGAGUACCCUAUUGAACGUCCACUAUCUGUAUUUGAUUCUCAAGGACCAAUCUUUUUAGGGAAAGAUCCUCACGGGUAA
Messenger RNA from Trichoplax adhaerens, 975 nucleotides. RefSeq lists its product as uncharacterized. The record is from RefSeq and is a predicted model, not a curated record. The transcript is spliced from 2 exons. NCBI's taxonomy places the organism in Eukaryota, Metazoa, Placozoa, Uniplacotomia, Trichoplacea, Trichoplacidae. The coding region runs from base 1 to 975 and encodes 324 amino acids.